Messenger RNA from Contarinia nasturtii (swede midge), 2706 nucleotides. RefSeq lists its product as uncharacterized. The record is from RefSeq and is a predicted model, not a curated record. Gene Ontology annotation, molecular function: GTPase activity; GTP binding. The transcript has 6 exons. Lineage: Eukaryota; Metazoa; Arthropoda; Insecta; Diptera; Cecidomyiidae. Bases 161 to 2581 code for a protein of 806 amino acids.
GAAAUUCUUUUUCGCUUACUGCAGUUUGAGCGAUUGAGAUUGUAACACAUGUGAAAAUUGCCAUUGUAAAAAAAAUCAUAUGGUCUAAAUUCAAGUGAAUAUUCGCAUUUAUUUUUUUAGUUCAAGUGAUUCAAGUAAAGUAAAAUAAAACGGCAUAAAAAUGGCAGAUGGAUCAAAAAAAGCAAGACUUGUUGCGAUGGCGAGUGCAUCGAGUUCAUUCGACGACGAUAGUGGGGUUCAUCAAGCGUCUGAUAACUCAAGGAAAUCUCAAGGUUCAUCGUCUUCGGAUGACAUAGUUGAUGAUAUUGUAAAUGAACCGUCGACUACCGUAUCGAUUCAAGUUCCUGGUUCUACGACUAUCGCAUCGGUUAAAACUCCUGAUGAAGGUAUUUUUUCGCCAAUGGUGGAAGCGUCAACAAGCAUAGCGAUCACCAUCGAACCGGCGUCACCAUCAUUGCCCGAACUGACGUCGCAUGAAAACGAACUGACGUCGAUCGAACCGACGUCGCAUGAAUUGGUGGAUGAAGAUGGUUUUGAUGUUUUUAAUUUUAUGGGUCCUCUUCGUGAUGAUUUAAAAGUGAAGGAACCUUUUCAAGUUAUAAAAUAUAAAGAUCGCACAUUUCGUUUGAACGUUAAAAAAUUGAACGCACUUUUGAGUCCAUAUAAACAUCAAAACCGACGUGUGGUCGUUCUAUCGGUUUCUGGUAUACUUCGUUCGGGAAAGACUUUUCUUGCGAAUUUUUUCAUCAAAUUUUUGAAAGACAGGUAUCAAGAGAACAGAAUAUGGAAUUGGAUUACCCAUAAUAGAGAUGAAUAUGGCAACCUUUUAUCCGAACGUGGCUCAGAAAUAGUAACAAAUGGAAUUUGGAUGUGGCACGAGGUAUUCACAUAUGGGGAGAGUACUGCAAUCAUCGUAUUAGAUACGCAAGGACUAUACGGUUAUAGAUACACUCCCGAAGACACUAUAAAGAUGCUUGCUCUGACCACACUGCUUUCGACCAUUCAAUGCCAUAAUGUGAAGGAACGUUUGACCGAAGAUGACUUAUUGAGUUUAUCAUUAGCUACUGAUUCUGCAAUGAUGACUAUGGCAAAAGCACACCUGAGCAAACCGUUUCCCGAUUUUCAUAUCAUUGUACGAGACUGGGGCGAAUUUAACAUUGACUCUAAUGCAGACAUUUUUGAGACAUCUAUGUUUGACGGACAGCAACAUUUAGAUUAUCUCCUGAAUUUAGAUCCCACAACAAUCAAUAACGUCCAAAUUGAAUAUCGCAGAAAAAUUGUGGAGAAAUUCCCAGUGCUGCGAGCACACUUAAUGCCAUUCCCAUUUUACAAUCGAAAAAACAUUUCUACAUUCGAAAGAAAUUUAAAUAAGGUUACAUCAUUAUUUCACAAUUCUCUCGAUGCGUUGGUACCAUUUGUUGUCCAUUAUCCACCCGCUAUGAUUAUCCCUGAUGAGAAUGUAGAGAUGGAAGAGCAGAAAGAGACGCAAACGAAGAAAGAGACGGAAACAAAAAAAGCGACCGAAACGAAGAAAAAGAAGGGAAAAAAAACAGAGAAGAAAGACAAGGAAGAUGAGAGAAGAAAGCAACAGACGGAAGAGGAGGAAGAAUGGAUCAAGAAUGACAUGAAGCCUAAAAAACACCUACUCCCUGUUACACAGAUCAAUGGAAAAAUGGUUCUAGCAGGCCAAUUGGCUGAAUACUGGCAAAAAUACUUGGAUGCUAUCAACGAUGAAAAGUAUCAUGAAUAUUUAAAAAAGAAAAUGGAAGCAGAAACGGAAUCGGCUCAAUUGGGUUAUGCAAUUUUGACAGCAGAAUGCAUAAAUGAGUAUGACACCCGUAUGACCGAAAAGUUAAUCAACAAUGAAAUCAACAGACAUAGAGUAGAUGGAUUCAUUUAUGAUGAAUCUAUACUUGCGGAAUUUCACAUUGAUAUAGCAGACAAAAUACACAAAGAGUUUAAAGAAUUUGCUUUGUUCGUUGGAAGCAAACUGCUUUAUGCCAAAAAACGAACAGAACUUGAUGCUGAACUUCGAAAAAAAUACCUUGCCUUAGUAAAGUCCAAUAAUGAUAAUCGGGCCAAAUUAUACAAAAAUUUGAUCGACAAAAGAGAAAAAUUAAGAGAACAAUUAAUAAAUGAAUUAUAUGACACAAUUGGCCAUCGAUAUAUAUACUAUAGAGAUUUUUUGGAUAUUUAUGAGCCGAAAGUUUGGCAACUGAUGCAGGAGUAUGAUAACGUGGAAAAGCGUGUAACUGAGCACAAAAGAUAUAGAAGAGAUAAAAGAUUGACGGAAUACCGUAAUGACGUUCUUAUCGAUUUCUACACAGUAAAAUAUAAAUUUUUGAUGGAAAACAAAGAGCUCAAGCCAAAAUAUUUGAAUAAAGAAAAUGCGUAUACUGUAAUCGCAUGGGCAACGGUGGCUGUGUUCUUCGGCAUUCGUCUCGGACCUUUUGGUACAUGGGCUGCUUCAAUUGGAGAUACAAUCUUAAUGGAAGCUUCAAAUUUUCCAAGACUUUGUUUCGUAAAAAUCUGUUCGCUGAAGUUCAGUCCAUGGAAAGAAAUAUCUUUUUAUGGAAACUGAUAACAAUCAGAGUUGUUGUGACGCUUGCAAGAAUUCAAAUUUUCAAAAAAUUAUUUAACUCUACGAUUUAUAAAAUAUAAUCAAACAAAUCACCAAUUGUUUUCUUCUACUCGUGAAUAUGAGAU